Molecule: messenger RNA, 1095 nt
Organism: Oikopleura dioica
Lineage: Eukaryota; Metazoa; Chordata; Appendicularia; Copelata; Oikopleuridae
Source: the annotation of a GenBank genome assembly
AUGCCAAAAGAGAUUCUUUCAGAAGACUUCACUUCAAUUGACACUUCGAUGUCUUGGGACUCUGCCGGUUCUGGUUAUGCUUCGGUCGAUUUUACAGAGAUUCCCUUCAAUCCUGACUUCAACUCGUCCAGUUCAACCCUCGACUCGUCAAUUGAAAUCGUCGAAUCAGAGAUCCUGAGCAAUGAAAUCAUGGAAGAGUCACUUUCCGACCUCGUCUCGGAACUGUGCGAACUUUGCGUGGAGGACUCGCCCUGGAAUCAUUUUUCAAAGCUUCAUCCCCUCGGCCAAGGAUCUUCCGGAACUGUCUAUCUCUGUGAAAACGCGAAAGGCGAAAGAGUAGCUGUGAAGGAAAUCCCCCUUAACAAAUUGAAAAACAAGCAGCUCCUCCUGAACGAAAUUUGCGCGAUGCAGCACAUCGAGCAUUCCAACUUGCUCCCCCUCAAUCAAGCCUUCAUUUACGAAGAUGCCGUCGAUAGCGACCUCAAAGUGGCGAUCGUCACACCUUUUGCCGACCUCGGCAAUCUGAUCAGAUUCUGCAAGAAAACGCGUCACAGCGAAAAACUGACCGCUCUCAUCCUCCGACAGGUGCUUCAAGGCCUAGCCGAGCUUCAUCACAAUUCCAUUGCUCAUCGUGAUAUCAAGUCCGAUAAUAUCCUCCUCUCCAAGGACGGGAACGUGUUCCUGAGUGACCUGGGCUUCUGCGACGUUACUGAUGAUGAGGGAAAGUGUGGAGGAAACGCUGUCAUUGGAACUCCUUAUUGGAUGGCUCCAGAAGUGAUCAAGUUUGGAGCAUCAUCAAUCAAGUCUGACAUCUGGUCCGUCGGCAUUCUAGCGCUUGAGCUGUUCGAUGGAGAGCCGCCGCUCAUGUCCAAGUUCAGUGCGAUCGAGGCCGUCAAGCUCAUUGCGGGAUACACUGGUACCGUGGCACCUGCUGGUCCGAUGGAACUCCCGGAGCGAUUCUCCCCGCUUUUUCGCCACUUUCUCAAUAAUUGCUUUGCGCUCAAUCCGAUGUGCAGAGCGUCGUGCCAACAAUUAUUGAAUCAUCCCUUCUUGUCCCCCUGCGACUCUGUCAGCUUUUCUGACCUUCUAUCUUAG